AUGAAAGGGCCGGACGUCAACAUUUCGGCGUGGUCUCAGCGACAUCACCAAGAGCAAGUCCAUAUCGUCCUAUUUCCGGUUCAAAACAUUGGUGGAAACUCCGUAUCCCGCAUCCGUCUGCGUGUGAAAGCGGUCAGCAUUGUACCCAGUAACGGCUAUAAAGUCGUUGUCACUUCAAUUCCCGGGCAGGAUUGCUCCACUAGCCAGUCGACUACUGAGUCGCCAACCUGGCCGCCAAUGCAGGUUGCACAGGACUCCCCAGGCCUCAUCGGAGGUGACGCGAGUAACGGUACUUUGUCGGACACCCACGGGAUCGGACUGCUGCCCACUGGCGGCACGAUUGGUGACCUCGAUGGCAUGUCCUUUGGGCCCCCACCCAUCACGACGAACGGUUUGAAACUCGAAGGCAGUGGAGGACACCAGAAACCUGCCAAGCCCAAGCAAAAACGAAACAAGCCCACAUUGUCAUGUCUGGAGUGUGUCGAGCGCAAGACGAAAUGCGACCGUGGACGACCCUGCCUCGCUUGUGUGAAACGACAAUCGGAAUGCCAAUAUACGGUGGUGGCAAACCUCAUAGCAACCGCAGACCGUAAAGGCAGUACGAGUAACAAAGCCAGAUGUGUCGCGAAGCCGAAUAAAGUACGCAAGAACAGCACUUCGUCUUCGGCGACCAUAACCUCACCAACCACCGAUAAUGGCUGGGCUACGAUCGAGAACCGAGCACACCGGAAAUCCAUGUCAUCGAAUGGAUCAUCACCAUAUCUGCUAUCAAAUGUUCCAUAUGCUAGGUCUUCGCCUUCGAAUGUCUUUGGCGUUGGAUCACAGCACCCCUUCUCUAAUUACUGGACAUGUCAGGGUGGUCUGCCAGAGGUGAUUAGUGUUAUGCCUUCGAAGGAUCAGGCGGAUAUUUUGAUUGAGAAGUACUUUGAGUCUGUCGACCCAGUAUAUCCCUUCAUGCACAGACGGACCUUCUAUGCCGACUAUGAACGAUUCUGGGCUCUGGCACCGGAGGAGAGGAACAAUACCGACGCAUCAUUCAUGGCACUGCAAUAUGCAAUGUAUGCCCUUGGCACGCAGUUCAUGCAGUUUCCAUCAUACGAGGAGCGGUCACAAACGGCAGAGUUCUACUGUUCGGCCGCCAAUCAAGCAUUACGAGUCUAUUCCUACCUCAAUCGAACAUCAAUGCGUGCUAUCCAGGCUAUGCUGCUUAUGGCAUACUUCCUGAUGAACGACAAUCACGCUUCCGAUGCAUAUGCUUGGGCUGGCAUACAUCUCCGGCAAGCCUAUGCCAUGCGACUCCAUCGAGAUCCCGAUGUCGUUGUCCCCGACGCAUCUGUGCUCGAGAAACAGCAACGACGCAAGCUCUGGCAAGCCGUCUUCCACCACGAUACUUUCCUCACGGUCCUGCUCAAGCUCCCACCCACCGCCACCCAUAGCGAUGUACCUGUGGAAUCCCUCGCCGAUGAACACGAACUCAGCAUGGACGGCCUAGACACAUGCCUGGGCACGCACUCGCGCGUCGAAAACCUCAUGAGCAUCAGCGUCAUCGCACCCCAAGCCUGCGAGCCCCUCGCCCCACCACUACCCCACCACAUCGUCGGCCCCGACACGAUGAAAAGCGACGUAGCCUUCAUGCGAAGCAUGUGGCACCUCGGCAACCUCGUCCAAGAAAACUUCUCCUCCCCCUCCUCCCUCUCCCUCCCACUUGCCAACAGCCCGCGGCACAAAGACAACCUCAUCGCGACCUUCAAACGCCUCUACAAGUCCUUCCCCUCGCACCUCACGAACCUGGACUACAACGCGCUGCAACAACAGAAAUCCCUGCACCCACGCGCAGCCCGGCAGAACCUCUUCCUCAGCUCGAACUACUUCCACUGCAUGAUGCUGCUCCAAUCCACCGACAACGAAGCCGGGGGCGUCGAACCGAACAUCAAAGGCGCGCUCGAAGCCGCCCACGAAGCCAUCUGGUCCUUCUUCAAACUCUGGGGUCUCUUCGAAAGCGAAGCAGGUGUCUGGUGGGUCUUCCAGCAUCGGGCCUUCGAGGAGGCGCUAUUAAUAGCACAUUUGUUAUCACAACCUUUACCCGUGGAUGGCAACGGCGAGGUCCUGUAUGAUCCGGUCUAUGACCGGGCGAAGGAGGAUGUGGCGCGGAUGUUGGAGAUAAUGGAUCGGAAUUUCCGGUAUGGGGGCAGUUUGGAGAUGCAUCGGACGCGGAAGGAGGUGCUGCAGCAGGCGUUUGAGGCGAUUGUCAUAUAA
Molecule: messenger RNA, 2256 nt
Organism: Recurvomyces mirabilis
Lineage: Eukaryota; Fungi; Ascomycota; Dothideomycetes; Mycosphaerellales; Teratosphaeriaceae
Exons: 2
Coding region: 1-2256 (751 amino acids)
Biological process (GO): regulation of DNA-templated transcription; DNA-templated transcription
Molecular function (GO): DNA-binding transcription factor activity, RNA polymerase II-specific; zinc ion binding; DNA binding
Source: RefSeq, a predicted model, not a curated record